This is a messenger RNA of Paramacrobiotus metropolitanus, 774 nucleotides long. RefSeq names its product equistatin-like. NCBI's taxonomy places the organism in Eukaryota, Metazoa, Tardigrada, Eutardigrada, Parachela, Macrobiotidae. The record is from RefSeq and is a predicted model, not a curated record. The transcript has 2 exons. Bases 123 to 467 code for a protein of 114 amino acids.
CUGCGCGUUAUAUAUAAAUUAAAGCCAAAGAACUAUUAUCAGUUCUGUAGACAUUCAGCAGACAUAUAUAACUGGCCAUUAAGCACUGUAAUAUAGAAUUAUUCAAUUUUUAAUUCGCGAAAAUGAAGAGUGGCAUGGCUUUAGUCUUUUUCGGGGCGCUUACAUUGAGCGUCAUGGCAGCAGCUGAGCGCAAAUGUUUUACUUUGACUAAGGUUACCCUACCGGGAGAGAAUUUAGAAAUCACCGGAUGGAAAAACAUUGGCCAAUGCACCUGCCACGAAGCUAAAAGCGGUGCUGAAGCGGUCGGCGCUCCCGGGACGUACAUCCCGGCAUGUGACUCGGAUGGAAAAUACAGUGAGCGGCAAUUCUCCGCAAGUAGCGGACAGUCGUGGUGUGUUGAUAAGGAAACCGGCCAUCAAAUCAAAGCAUUCGUUAAUCCAGGAUCGCCCACUCCCGAUCACUGUUGAAUGGAUUACGCUGCACCUGUAUGGUGUUCCUGUUACCACGAAUCGCGCAAACGUGCUUUGUUUGUCUGAAUGCUGCACGUUGGCGUUGCAAACAAAAUAAAACCUCCAUGAACUAAAUUACACCAUAUAGCGUUAGGUGGGCGCUGCAGCAGAUCAUUUUCAUGAAAUGUGACUGUAAUGAACAAAAUCCGUGCACCAUCUCUUCCUGUACGUCCAGUUCGAGAACUCAUCUCUAAUUUGCUUUAGUUACAGAAGUCAUUUACUACAGGACCAUUCUCUGUGCUGGAAAAUAAAGAAAUUUGCGUGU